GUUUUGCUUUACUUAUAAUACUGAACUUAUGUAGGAUAUCCAGUGUUUCAUGCUUAAAUAGUGUUGGUGCAUUCCAUAGACUGGGCGUAUACAUAUAAAUUGGAAUUAUUUCUCAAAACUAAUUUCCUUCAACGAGAACUUUAUUGUCAACGUUGAACCGGAAGUCGUUUUUUUUUUUCUUUUUCUGCGCAACUUGACAGCGGAGCCAAAGAAAGUGACGUUGCAGGACAAACAAACGGAGGAGAGGCAGCUCGGACGGAGACAGAGAGGCAUCCCUGACGCUGACAUUCUGUAUAAAAAAAAAAAAGAAGAAAAAAAAUUAUUUCGGAUAAUGCAGUCUUCCAAAAGGAGCGAGGGGGACUGGCAGGGGCUCGUCAGCGAGUUCCUGGUUUGUAAACGCAAGCUGGAAAGUAAAAAAGAGGCCCUGCUCAUUCUGUCCAAGGAGCUGGAUACCUGUCAGCAGGAAAGAGACCAGUACAAGCUGAUGGCCAACCAGCUGAGGGAGCGCCACCAGGGACUCAAGAAAAAGUACAGGGAACUCAUUGAUGGUGACCCCUCUUUGCCACCAGAAAAACGCAAUCAAGUAAACCUGGCUCAGCUGGUGAGAGACUCAAGGGAGCGAGCGAAACAGCUGGCUGAGGAGGUGAAGGAGCUGACUCAGAGGCUUACCGAGGCCCAGGGCGAUAACAAGCUGCUGAGAAUGACCAUUACUCGACAGAGGCUGGGGGAUGAGGAGGUGGGCACGCGCCAUUUCCCCGCCCAUGAACGUGAGGAUCUAGUUCACCAGCUAGAGAGAGCAGGGCUACAGAUGGAGGAGAUGGAGCACAACAUGAAGGCUCUGGCGGACGAGCUGCAGGACGUGAAGUCGGAGCGCAGUGUGUUCAGGGAGAAGACCUACCGACUCAACGUGGAGCUCAACCACAUCUUGGGCAACCGUGAGUCACGCAUCAUUGAUGUGGAUGCCCUCUGCAUGGAGAACAAGUACUUGCAUGAGCGUCUCACCCAACUACAAGAGGAAGUGAAGUUGCUGAAAUCCAACAUCAUGAAGUACAAGACAGCUCUUGAGAGGAGAAAAAACUACAGCACAUAUGGGAAAUCAAACAGCAGUCCUCUAACUGGCGUCCUCUCAGCCAAACAAGUUCAGGAGAUGCUCCUGGAAGAGCAUGGCUGCAACCUGCCAGCCACGCCUCAGUCCAUCUCCGACCUCAAGUCCCUGGCCACGGCUCUGCUGGAGACCAUUCACGAGAAGAACCUGGUCAUCCAGCACCAGAGGCACACCAACAGGAUCCUUGGAAACAGAGUAGCUGAUUUGGAAAAGAAGCUGAAGACGUUGGAGGUUUCAGGACUGUGGAGUCUUCCAGGCUUGACCUACCGCGUAUCCGUGGGAAUUGGGAGGACACGAGACAAUAUGACACUGAAUGAAAACCUUCAACCAGAGCUUCAUCCAACACGUGCCAAAACUCAGCCAAACAUGCAGCCACCCAAAAACGACAGAAGUUCACAUGAAUCAUCGUGGGAAUGCCACACCACUGGCAGCAAUGUUGGCACAGAUGGUGUCAACAGGGAAGACACACCUGCACAGCUCAACAGCCUGGAGCCUCUGGUGGGGGUGGAGACGAAUGGGAUUGACAAGAGAGGGGGAGAAAUCGAGACCCUAACGGAAGAUGGAGCCGCUUUAGGGCUGGAGGAGGGCCAGAGUCCAGUGGAAGAGGCGGGGCAUGAGGAAGAGGGAGAAGAGGAUGAAGAACUGGGUUCCACGGUGGAGGAAGGAGAAGAGGCAGCUCUGGCGCUGGGUGUAAUGUCCACUGAGUCAGACCUCUCAUGGCUUCCAAUUAAAGAAGCCUCUUUUGAUCAUUCAGAAGUGGGUCAUGAGUCAAAACAUGCUCCUGAACAUGUAGAAGACUCUGUAUCAAUUCCAGAGAACCAGUCCACAAAGGUUUCGAAUACAGGGGACUGGGACAUUGUGGAUCUGCGCAGUGACACCUGUCAUAGUGACAGCUUGGCAUGAUCUGACGUCACUGAAAGACUUAUUUAAAUCCACGUCCUUGUCGUUCCUAUUGAUAAUUGCAUUAAUCAGCCUUUCUUGCAUUCACACACUGUGGCCACUGCUCACUAGCUCCCUGCUCCGCCUAGCAGCUCUGUGUUACUCAAUAAAACAGAGGAAAACAACACUUUUUCAGCCACCGUUGAAAGAGCCAGAGGUGCACUAGACUGGGUUGUUGCUGCUCUGGAACACAAAAUCUUGAAAUCAAUGGAGUUGCAAACUUCAUGCCCUAAAGGAAGAAUUUAGCUAGGAAAAUAACAAAUAUGGCAACCUCAACUCCUGUGCUCUAUAAGAUAAUCCCAACUGUUUGAUUCCUUGAUGCCAAUAAACUGAGUGCUGCAUUUUGUUACUUUCAUAGGGGGUCAAAGUUGGCUUACCCAAACUUAAUGAAUGUGUUGUACCUGUCUUUUGAUGUCUAUUCCUCUGUACGAUUAGGUGAAUCUUACUAAUCCAUCAGUUAUUUAUUAAGAAGUUGAUAUUUGGAUGAAACUAUAUGUGCCUUAUAUGUGGAAAUAUAGACUGAUAUUUAUUAUUAUAAAUGCAUAAACCCGCAAAAUGACCUGUCUUGAAGUUGGACUUAUCUGACCCACACACAUGCACCCAAAACAAUCAAUUGUAUGAGAACAUGAUUGUAACAGUAUCCACUUUAAAUGACUAACUGUAACAGUCAAUGAAGAGGUACUUGAGUUCACCUGACAAGGCUCAUGGUAUUUUGGGAAACACUGGUCUAGUGACAUUGAAAGUUCUUUAUUGAUAUUUGUAUCCGGUUCCUCCUGAAGCUACAAACCACACAAGCAGGAUUUUCCUCUAAACUACACUUCCACUCUGACACAGAGACUGACUUUGAGAACUCUGUGCAACAUUUGUUUGAUAAGGUUUGUUUGAUAGCAAUGUUCUGAACCAGAAAAUGAGCCCAUAUCCGCAGAAAAUCGCUCCGACUAAUUUCAAGUGUUCACAAGGUUGGUCUCUCAUUAAUUCUAAAUGCAGCAGUCACAGUCUUUUGAUUGUUUUACAGAUUAGAGCAGCUUAACUUGAUUCUCUUCUUUCCAGCCUUGGGAAAAAAUUAAUCACAAAUCGAAAUUGUGUUGUCUUAAAUCCUAGAAAUAUUCAACUUUUAUUUUUAAUUGAAUUAACAUAUCCAUUUUUGUAAGGACAUUUAUUUCGGUUAUCCAUGUACGAAACAAAAUUCUAUAUAUUUUCCACUUUUUAGGGUCUUAGAAGGUAUUUUUCAGCUCGGUGUACAUACACAUGCA
This is a messenger RNA of Etheostoma spectabile (orangethroat darter), 3297 nucleotides long. It is a transcript of the gene ccdc149a, whose product is annotated as coiled-coil domain containing 149a. Lineage: Eukaryota; Metazoa; Chordata; Actinopteri; Perciformes; Percidae. The record is from RefSeq and is a predicted model, not a curated record. Bases 332 to 2008 code for a protein of 558 amino acids. The transcript has 13 exons.